Messenger RNA from Aplysia californica (California sea hare), 2127 nucleotides. Its product is annotated as carbonyl reductase [NADPH] 1. The transcript is spliced from 9 exons. Gene Ontology annotation, molecular function: carbonyl reductase (NADPH) activity. The record is from RefSeq and is a predicted model, not a curated record. Lineage: Eukaryota; Metazoa; Mollusca; Gastropoda; Aplysiida; Aplysiidae. The coding region runs from base 340 to 1170 and encodes 276 amino acids.
CUCAUUCUACGUCUCUGUUUUUCUUCGUAUUCUCAUUCUUGGUCACGGUAGAUGAAGAAGAAGGAGAAGAAGUGAAGAAGAGAAGGAAGAGAAAGAGGAGAGGAGGAGGAUUUGUUGAGAGCAGUAGGCUAGACACUAGAUCUACCAGUAUAAAAAAGAUACAUCCGUCACAGUUUGUUGACAUUGUUGUCCGUUUCCAACCAAUGAGUAGGAGCAGGGCGUUGGCGCAACACCGACCGACACACACUACACAGCGACAAAUCAAAGUUGCAGCCGGAUUGUCCUUGACUGGGGUCAGUUUCCUUUUAAGUGGUCUAGAAAGAUUUCAUAACACACAAGAUGUCAAGGAGAGUGGCAGUGGUUACAGGCUCCAACAAAGGAGUUGGGUUUGGCAUUGUGAGGGCCCUGUGCAAAAAGUUUGAUGGGGAUGUUAUUUUGACAGCCCGAGAUGAGGGGAGAGGGAAAGAGGCGGUGGAUGCUCUGAAAAAGGAGGGUUUAAAUCCUCUGUUCCACCAGCUGGACAUCACAGAGCACUCCACUGUGGUGACGCUGAGAGACUUUCUGAAGCAGAACUACCAAGGCCUUGACGUGCUCGUCAACAAUGCUGGUAUUGCUUACAAGGCUACGGCUACAGCACCCUUUCCUGAGCAAGCCGAAGUCACCAACAAGACAAAUUUCUUCGCCACUGUGGACCUAUGCAAUGUUUUAUUCCCGCUCCUUAGGCCUCAUGCAAGAGUGAGUAAUGUGUCCAGCAUGGUGAGCCAGUGGUCUCUCGCUAAAUGCUCGGAUGCUCUCAAGGCACGUUUCACCGAUCCCAAGAUCACAAUGGAAGAGCUCACCUCUAUCAUGAAGCAGUUUGUCGAAUCAGCCCAGAACAACAAACAUGUAGAGGAAGGAUUUUCUGACAGCGCUUACGGGAUGUCCAAAGUUGGGGUCACAGUCAUGUCCAUCAUUCAGCAGAGAGAGCUGGACGAGAAGGGAGCGGACGAUAUUGUGGUCAAUGCCUGUUGUCCCGGAUAUGUGGAUACGGACAUGACUAGCCACAUGGGUCAUCUGACCAUAGAUCAAGGGGCAGUAACUCCAACUUAUUGCGCUCUUCUGCUGCCAAACAUCUCGAGUCCGCGUGGAAAUUUCAUCAAAGAGGAGAAAAUCUCCGAGUGGAAGAUGUAAACUCGUUUGCUUGUUUUUUUUUGGGCCAAGAUUUGAGUGAAGUCAGUUACUUGGUACCUUUUGUGUCACGACGCGGGGGAAUCAGGUGCUCGUCCGUUUUUGGACGUGGGGAGUUAUUGGUAUCAUUUUAAAGGUUAUUCAUUUGUCUUGUUUUCGGUAAAGAAAAUACUCAUAUAGAUCUAUCAUGAAUAGAAGUCGAGGUAUUUACGAUUUUAAAAAGGGGUGGGGGUCGCCUGGUUUCAGAGAUAAAAUUAGCAAGAAAAUGAGGGCUGCCAAAUUUGGCGACUUUCAAAGUCUGAAAGUCAUUAGAAAAUGCAAAUUUACAUUUUUGUGUCUUAAAUCAACAUUUUUUUUGUGAAAUCCACACUGAAAUGUGUUUUUUAAUGGUUCUGAAAGAUGUCGAGUCAAACAACAAAAAUUUGAUAAGAAUUGCUAAACGGACAGAAAAAUGCCUGUUUUUUUUUCGAUUUCAUUAUUUUGACGAGUGCCUGAUUUCACCACGAUGCCUCACAUUUAGAAAAGUUUUUGUGCUGUAUUUCAUCUCAGUACAACAGAGUAGAUCUAUGUAGUCCGUGUGGAGAAGCAUUGAGAACCUAGUCUUUUCUUGUCCUUGUUGGGAGUAUAUUUCAGAUGAGUCAUUGUGAUCACCAGAAAUGUUGUGCUACUGUUUUAUUUGUGAUGUAAUUUGGCCACCGGUAGGUCCCGCUUUUUUUCUGUUCCUUCUUUCUGUUCUUUUUAUCUGUCCCCAUGGUUUUAUGCACCCCGCAUAAUUUAGCAAAAUUUGAUCAUUUUUUGCUUAAUUUCUGAUUAUUUUCCUAUAUCAUUCUUUGGUAAAAUUAGCACUAUCACAUAAUUCCACAUUUUUGGGCCCAGUUUGCAUAAUUUCAGAAUUUUUCUCGCAUAAAACGACGGGGACAGUUUUAUCCGCCCGUCUUACUUUUUCCUUAACCCUGAAUG